AAUGAAAGGGUGGGGUGAUCUGGAGAGCGAUCAGAGACAGUGUUUGAUACCUUCAGAGUGUGAGGAACAGAAGAGGAAGAGCACAGACUCCAGAUCCAUUCAUAUUCACCUGGUCAGUGGUCUGGGGGGUAGAGAUGGUGAUGGAGGAGAUCGUGGUCUCCCUCUCAGGAGGAGCUCCAUGGGGGUUCAGGCUGCAAGGAGGAGCAGAACAGCAAAAGUCCCUACAGGUAGCAAAGGUCCGCAAACGCAGCAAAGCAUGCCGAGCUGGACUGCAGGAGCAUGAUGAAUUGAUUGCCAUUGGUGACCAGAUGUGUGCAGACCUCACACAUGCUGAGGCUAUGAGCCUAGUUGAUAAAGAGACUUCCACUCUAAGCCUAAAAAUUAGAAGGAGCGUCUCUGGAUUUCCUUCUUCCUCUUGUGUUGCCCGUUCUACCUCUCCUGUAUCAUCCAUGAGGGUUUUGUCUCCUUCUGCGACCCUUCUGAACAACAGUUCCUUGUUUCUCUCUCCUACUGAGUUAUCCAGGGGUGUUAUAUCCCCUCCAGACAGUGAGGCUUACUACGGUGAAACAGACAGCGAUGCAGACACAAAUUCACAGAUGCACCCUCGACGCCAACGGCGAGCAUCCCCUCAUGCUCGCUCACCUUUGCGUUAUGAUAACCAAGAAGAGGAGACAUCAGAGAUGAGUGGGUAUGAAAGUGCGACGGACACAGGAGCUACCACGCAAUGUUAUGUCCAAGGUCUCAGCAGUGUUCCUCGGAGAGAGUGUAUCUUACUGCCCCCCUCUGCUCACACCAAGGGUCACUCCCCAACCCCUGAUCAGGGCCCAACGGAUGCAGAGGGAGAGGUUGACAGCGGUUUCCAGGAGACAGGGGGCUGCUCUACACCAGCCUGCCCACCUUUGGUUUCCCCAGAACGGGCCAAAGAAGCCUUAAAGUUGGGCUCCAGUCAUCUGGUUCCUAUGGUGGGACCACAGCUCACCCCUGUAAAUGAUGAUCUCUCCACCACAUAUAUGGACAAAGCAAGACAAGCUAAGUUGCAGCGUGGGGAGAGUGUGGUAGAGAAACAGGUAAAAGAAGCCCGCACUAAAUGCCGCUCUAUUGCAUCUUUGCUGACUGAUGCUCCAAACCCCAAUUCGAAAGGGGUGCUUAUGUUCAAGAAACGCCGACAGAGAGCUAAGAAGUACACACUGACCUGCUUUGGGAAAGCCGAGAGAGACAGAGGAGAUACAGAGGGAGAGACAGGGGGGGAAACAGAAGAGGAAGGAGGAGGAGGCUCUAUUUUAAGUGGCUCAGAGGUUGAGGAAGAAGGAUUGUCUUCCUCUUUUGACUCCACCUGGGAUUCGGGUUAUCUUGAUCUGCUGGACAGGAGAAGCUCUGCCUGCCCAUCAACAACACCAACAACUCCCACAACACCAACCACCAAUCACAGCGCAGAGGUGGAGCACUCAGAUUAUCUAACACCAGGACGUUUGAAUUCUGGAAAUCAAAGCACAGAAAAGAACAUCUGGUGUUUGGAGAACUCACCCAGUGAUAAUUUCAUAAAACAGCCCAUUAGUAACCAGAUGUCUCCUCCAGCGGUGGCUCUAUCUAAUGGGGGUUCAGGUGCCGUAAGUCGGGCAAAUGUUAUUCUGAGUCCACCCUCUGAAGCACCUGUGCAAAAUCAAAAUGGGCUCCAUAAUAAUCCUACUAUUACUGCCAAUUCUAAUUUUGGUCCAAGCCCCAGCCCAGACUCAAUAAGUAACUCUGGUUUUAAUCCUAAUCCCAGCAUUCUGAACCGCACAGCACGGCCCUUCGUCCCUGGCUCAACUCCAUCUCGUGGGUCUGUGACUUCUGUGAUGUUUCGGCCUCCCCAACCCAAACCGACGCCGCUAACUAUGGCGCCCAAACCUGUUUCAGCAGUUUCUAUGAUGACUAUCCAGCCUUCAACACAACCAUCACCAGGGCCCGAUGCAAGGAGAGCAGUGUCCAGCACCUCUCUAUACAUCGCUCCACGAAAUAACAACAGUAACAAUGUCCCCACCUUUUACUCUCCACCUUCAGCUCUUUCACUGCCUUUGUCUCAGCCUCCUCCAACAUUUUCUUCUCUCCCAGCGAGCCAUGCUUCUUCAACUCCACUCUCACCAUCAACUGCAAAGGCCUUCUCCCCUCCUCCUUACCUUCCCACCCCUCCUCCUACUUAUCCACCUCCCAUCACCUUUACUUCAACUCCAUACAAUUCCUCUCCUAAUCCAUCUUCUGAUUUAACUAAAGAAUCAUUCCCUCCACCUCCAGUUACUCAGCCAUCUCCAUCUGUCCAUUCGUACAACAACAUGACUGAAACAGCCUCUCCUACAUCGCCCCCCCAGGCUCCUGCCAAUGACUCAAUGGCCACACGUGAACAGCGUAUCUCAGUACCAGCUGCUCGCACCGGCAUCUUGCAUGAUGCUCGCCGUCGUAGCAACAAGAAGCCAAUGUUCAGUGCCUUACAGAGCAAAGAUGUUUCUCCCAACCCUGACCUGCUGUCCAUGGUGCAGAACAUGGAUGACCGCAGUGUAAGGACCCCAUGUAUUGAGUCUGUAGUAGUCCCAGGUGGAGAGGCUGGUCAUGAGUCAGGACCUGAGGAGGACUGGCUGAGACUUGGAGCGGAGGCCUGUAACUUCAUGCAGGCACAGCGAGGACCAAAGCCGCCUGCUGUAGCUCCUAAACCACAGACCCCUCAAGUUCUGCAGCUCGCCGGAAAAGGGGGGCAGCUUUUUGCUCGUAGACAGAACAGGAUGGAUCGAUAUGUUGUAGAGCGCUCUCCAUCGGUGGCUGCUGCACCUUACUCUCCAGCUCAAACCAGGGAGCCCUCACCUACACCUUCCCUUCCUGCUACAUGGAAGUACUCACCUAACAUUCGUGCUCCACCUCCGAUCAACUACAACCCCCUACUUUCUCCUUCCUGCCCUCUUAAGGCCCAAAAGAAACCCGAGGUAGCAAAGUCUGGGACAAAUAAAUCCAGGGUGCAAAAAGCAGGCAUAAAACCUGUUGACAUAAUGAGCCACCAGCCCUACCAGCUGAACUCCUCCCUGUUCAGCUAUGGAGGUGGGGUUCCCCAGGAUCCUUCCAAUACUAAUCAACAGAGAGGUGGUCCUCAGAAGACAGCACGUGUCUAUGAGGUAAAGCGGUUCUCUACGCCUCCUCCAACAUCCACGGGACCCACCCCUAAAGUUAUUGUACCUCGAUCAGCCACAACACUUGGAGAACCACUGAGGUACUCCGACGAGUUUAGCACAUCCACUACUGGACCAGUGCCCUUUGAUAAUCACCACAGUCCACCCCAGCCCAUCCAACCCCAGUGGGCCUCUUCACCUCUGUCAUCCUCAAUGCCUCCUGCCCCCACUGCCCCACUUCCUCAGCUUCCAACCUUCACCUCCCAUCCGGUUUCAAGUCCUGUCCAACCUCCAAGUUUUUCUCUUCAGCCCUCGGCCAGCCAGCAGUCCAACAGGAGUUUCAAGAGUGCCCCAGAUCUAAGUCCUCUGGGAUCCAACCAGUCACCCAGUGGCUCUCAACCUCCCAGGGUCCCCAGGCCUCGGUUUAGUACUUCAAACUUGGGUCUACAACCUUGUAUAUGGCGUCCAGGAUCCACCACACACUAAGUAGAUCUUCAUCUGGACAUGAAGAAUUAAAAACUGUGAGGAAAUGAAGAAAAUUUGUUAAAUCUUUGCGAAUUACCUACUAUUUAUACCUAAAACAUUUUUUAAUUACAUAAUCAAAGCAUUAACCAAAGUAUAUUACUUAAAUUCACGUAAUUACAUCUGAUUACUCACCCAGCUAUUACCUGAUCCAUCUGGUGAAACAAGUGAAAGAAAUGCUCAGUGAUCAAAUUCAUUCAUGGUUAAGUUGUUAGAAAAUCUGAAGGUUUUGUAAAUUUCAUGCAGAGCGAUUUGAGUUUAAUGAUUAAAACAAGUGGACUAGAGGAUGUGUACAGUUGGGUCGAUUUAGGAGAGAGGUAGCAGAGAUUGGGAGAAGAUGUAUAGAAAGCAAUUAGAGCAGCCGGAUUUAAUUGAAACUUGUUUCAAAGAUGUGGUCUGGACUCACACCUUCACAAUCCACAACAUCCUAUACCUGCUAAUAUCACAUGACAGCACUUUUAGAUUAGUACUCUUAUGAUCAUAUAGAAUUGUAGUUUUAUGUACUUAAGUGUGAUUCUUGAUCUUUGUGUGCCUUUUCCUGCAUGUUGACAUGUAACAUGAAAUACAGUAUAUAAGUACAACAUGUCUGUUUAGCUGUGAUUCUUUUUCACAGAAACAUGGAGUUGAAUAAAAAUAGACGUGAGUCA
This is a messenger RNA of Cyprinodon variegatus (sheepshead minnow), 4300 nucleotides long. RefSeq names its product synaptopodin 2-like protein. Gene Ontology annotation, biological process: positive regulation of actin filament bundle assembly. The record is from RefSeq and is a predicted model, not a curated record. Bases 135 to 3617 code for a protein of 1160 amino acids. NCBI's taxonomy places the organism in Eukaryota, Metazoa, Chordata, Actinopteri, Cyprinodontiformes, Cyprinodontidae. The transcript is spliced from 5 exons. Gene Ontology annotation, cellular component: actin cytoskeleton; Z disc; nucleus. Gene Ontology annotation, molecular function: actin binding.